AUGUUCACGGUCGGCUCUAGGGUAGCGGACAGCGAAUCCUACAAAGCGCCAAAUGUGUCGGUCGAACAGGAACGGAAGAAAAGACUGAUGGACCUGAAGAAGCUAGCAGUUCGUCACGGAGACCUGGCAAAUACUCUGAAAACGGGGCUCAUGAGACGUACCCUCAAAUUUUAUGAGCAUAACAACAAUCCAGUCAUACUGGCCUUAUCAGAUAGCCAACGCCUAAAUGACCACAUAAAGGAGUUCUUCAACGAGACUAAAGUAGAGCGGACAGGGGAUGGCUUCUCGAGCAGUGGACUGACGUGGUACUGGGCCUCCUGCGUCGCCAUCUGGGCCCUCUUCGCAAUCGUCGGCUCCUUCGUCAGUGCCUACUCCUGUUCACGCUUCGGAAGCAAGAACACCAUGCUGCUCAACAACGUCCUCCUCCUCAUCGGAGCUCUGCUGCAGUCUCUGUGCAAACCAGCCAAGUCCUAUGAGAUGUUCUUCAUCGGUCGACUUGUGAUCGGAGUGAACAACGGGAUCUGCACAUCUGCAGGUCCAAUCUAUCUCAACGAGAUUGCCCCCACCGCCAUCAGAGGAGCUGUGGGUGUCAUCUUCCAGCUCAACGUCGUCUCUGGCAUCCUGGUUGCUCAGAUUCUGGGCUUCGAUGCUCUUCUUGGAAGCGCAACUCUGUGGCCGUAUUUAAUAGGCAUGAACUUAGUAGUGGGCUCAGUCCAACUGUUGACUUUGCCAUUUUGCCCAGACAGUCCCAAGUUUCUGCUGGUGAUCAAAGGGAGCAGAGAACGUGCGAGUAAGGCGUUGAGGCGUCUGAGAGGAGCGGAGGCUGACAUCGACAAGGAGAUGGAAGAGAUGAUUGAAGAGGACAGAAAAGAGAAAGAAGAGCCGCCAGUGGGCUAUAUGAACUUAUUGACCGUCGGGUAUCUUCGUCGUCCUCUUAUCAUAGCCUGUGUUUUGGCAAUGUCACAACAACUCUCCGGAAUCAACGCAGUCUUCUACUAUUCCUCGCCUAUCUUCAGAGCAUCUCUGCCCUCCCACCUCCUCCGCGAUGACCCCGACUUCCCCAAGUACAUGGUGUCUGUGGCGGGUGCUAUCAACCUCAUUUUCACCGUAGUUGCGGUCUUCACUAUCGAACCCCUCGGCCGGAGAAAGUCGCAUAUAAUUGGUCUGUCUGGGAUGGCUGUGUGCGCACUAGUAGUUGCCAUACUCUUGAGUGGGCUGGAAGUGAAUGAUGACCAGACAUGCAGAGGCGUAACUCCGACCGAUGCCACCAACUAUGUCUCAAUCACUCUGCUUCUUCUCUCAGUCGCUUUCUUCUCCAUCGGUCCCGGCCCUAUUCCCUGGGUCAUCACAGCCGAAAUGUUCACUUCCAGACCAAGGCCAAAAGCCAUAUCCAUUGCAAACACUGUCAACUGGUUGUGUAACUUUGCAAUAGCUCUCGGAUUUGAGCCCCUAAUCAAUGCAAUUUGUGGUUGGGUGUUCAUCAUUUUUGCGAUUUUGCUGAUAAUUUUUAUCUUCUAUUUGGCAAUUAAGGUUCCGAAAACGGCUGGGCUAUCCGUUCAGGAUGUUGUGGCCACGUUCAAACUAGCGCAAGGCAUGCGGAAGAAUACUGAAGACGAAGAACAGAAGAAAGAAGAAGACGAUAAAAGGGAAACUACAUUUUAA
Molecule: messenger RNA, 1662 nt
Organism: Symsagittifera roscoffensis
Lineage: Eukaryota; Metazoa; Xenacoelomorpha; Acoela; Convolutidae
Product: solute carrier family 2, facilitated glucose transporter member 1-like
Exons: 4
Coding region: 1-1662 (553 amino acids)
Biological process (GO): monosaccharide transmembrane transport
Cellular component (GO): membrane
Molecular function (GO): hexose transmembrane transporter activity
Source: RefSeq, a predicted model, not a curated record